Molecule: messenger RNA, 1086 nt
Organism: Thecamonas trahens ATCC 50062
Lineage: Eukaryota; Apusomonadida; Apusomonadidae
Exons: 2
Coding region: 1-1086 (361 amino acids)
Source: RefSeq, a predicted model, not a curated record
AUGGGUGCGGCCUUUGUGCUGGCCAUGGUUCUGCUGCUGAUGUGUAUGUCGAUCGGCGUGUGGGCGUUUUCGGGCACGCGCACGCCGACACUCGCGGUUAUCAGGAUGCUGGUCCUCGGGGUGGCGGGCAUCACCGCCGUCACCAUCGUCUUCUCCAUCUUUGUCGCCCAUGUGCCGGCUGCCGACGAGCCGAAGGGUCAGCACUGCGUGGAUGGCCGGCAGCGAGCCGCGUCAUACGAAAGCAUCAUUCCCAAGCGACAGCGGAGGAAGAGGCCGACAGCAAGCCGACAUGGCGGGGAGGCCGCGUUUGUUGUGGUCGGCAUCGAGUCGUCGGGCUCUCGACUGACGGCAAAGUCGUUGGCGGCGGCGCUGGGGAUCAUGGACGGGUGGGACGGGCUAGAAGACAUUGGAAAUCGCAAGCAUCAUGUCUUCCAUCGCUCGCUACCACACGGCAAUCGCGAUGUUGGAGUGCGUGGCUCGUUUCCAGAGAUUCCUACGUUGGUUGCGUCGCUGGAGCGCAGCUUCGAGGACGUCUUUGUGGUGCUCACAGUCCGCGAUGCGCAUAUCGAGCAGUGCUCCAAGCUCAACAUGCAUAAUGGCGGCGAUAGCACGACAAAUGUGUGGGAGAUGCAGCAUGGGCGAGAGCUGGUGCGAUCGCUGAUGGCGGCGGGCUACGUCGACGUUGUCGUCUCGUACGAGGCGCUGAUGUUCAUUGGCGAGCCAUACAUGUAUUCGAUCUAUGACAAGCUCGGCAUCAAGUCAAGCUACAUGCCGCGCCUAGUCGACGCCAACCACCGGUAUAUCCGGCCAUGCGUCCCGUCUUCGUCCGGAGCCGGUGGGCGCUCGGACUCUGGAUCUGGGCGUGACGAGGUUGCUGAGGCCGAGGCCUGGUCCAGAUUAGUGCGGAAUCGCGGUGGGCGCGAGGCCAAGGGCGAGGCAGUCUCGGCAUCGACGGUGGCCUGCGGGGUGAGCACGCGGACAUUGGCGAGCGCGACAGGGCGCCAGGGCGAGAGCGUGAUGUCAGUCAGCAUGGCCAAGCUCGCCGAGUCGGCUAACACGCAGCUGCUGCUGUGUUCGUACGAGUAG